AUGCCCUUGUCUCACUUCCUAGCAGUGGUGGCUGUUAGCUUCCUCUCCCUGGCCAUCCAGGCUCUGGACCAGGCUGCACACAAUGACAGCUUCGUGUUGUCGCAAAUUCGCGAGAACCCCUUUCCCUAUGAUUUCCUUCAGGAAAUGGCUGGUAAUGGGUUAGGUAGUAUUGCUGACUCCCCCCUCUUCCCCAUGCGUCUCUGCCAUGGCUUCAAGCUAGAGGAGGCCACCAUCGAUGACAUCCAGGCCCAGCUAUCGUCUGGCAAACUCACUAGCGUCCAGCUGCUGCAAUGCUACUAUGAGCGCAUCUAUCAGACGGAUGAGUAUUUAAAAGCCAUCCUUCAAUUCAAUCCCGAUGCACUGGAAAUCGCCCAUGCUCUAGACGAGGAAAGCGCGAACGGGAUCAUCCGUGGCCCCCUCCAUGGGAUCCCGUUCAUCGUCAAGGACAACAUCGCCACCAAGGACCGCAUGGAGACCACCGCUGGCAGCUGGGCCCUGCUGGGCUCCAUUGUGCCUCGCGACGCCCACGUUGUCCACCGGCUGCGCGAGGCGGGCGCUGUUCUCCUGGGCAAGGCCGCCUUGAGCGAGUGGGCGGACAUGCGGUCUAACAACUAUUCGGAGGGAUAUUCAGGGCGUGGAGGCCAGUGUCGAAGUGCAUACAAUCUCACUGUCAACCCGGGCGGCAGCAGCUCUGGCUCUGCAGUGGCAGUGGCGGCCAAUCUGGUCACUUUUUCCCUGGGCACCGAGACUGACGGCAGUGUCAUCAACCCUGCUGAAAGGAACUCCAUCGUCGGCAUCAAACCCACUGUCGGACUGACGUCUCGCGCCGGCGUGAUCCCUGAGUCAACGCACCAGGAUACGGUUGGCACCUUUGGCAGGACCGUUCGCGAUGCGACGUACGCCUUGGAUGCCAUCUACGGCGUGGACCCCCGCGACAACUACACGCUGGCGCAGCAGGGCAAAACCCCCGAGGGGGGAUAUGCGCAGUUCCUGUCUGACCAGUCCGCACUGAAAGGCGCCGUCUUUGGAUUGCCCUGGGCUUCCUUCUGGGCUCUAGGUGACCCGGCCCAGAUCGCGCAGCUGACGGAGCUGCUCGAUUUGAUCAAAUCUGCCGGUGCUACCAUCAUUAACGGCACAGAGAUCCCAAAUUACAAGACUAUCGUGUCGCCCGAUGGCUGGAACUGGGACUACGGAACCACCCGCGGGUUUCCCAACGAGUCAGAGUAUACUGUCGUCAAGGUGGACUUUUACAACAACAUCAAGACGUACCUCGCGGAGCUGGAGAAUACUAACAUACGCUCGCUGGAAGACCUCGUCCAGUACAACAUCGACAACGUGGGAACGGAGGGAGGGCUGCCUGGCAUCCACCCGGCGUUUGCUUCGGGGCAAGACGGCUUCCUCGCCUCGCUGGAGACGAAAGGCGUGAUGGACGAGACGUACUGGCAGGCACUCGCCUUCUGCCAGCGCACCUCCCGAGAAGAGGGCAUCGACGCAGCUCUGCGGUAUAACAAUGGCAGCAGCACCACCAUCACCCUGGACGGCCUCCUCGUGCCUCCAGACGUGGGCCAAUCCUACCAGAUCGCCGCCCAGGCAGGCUACCCGGUCAUCACGGUGCCAGCGGGCGUCAACAAAGAAUCGGGCUUGCCAUUUGGGCUUGCCAUCAUGAACACGGCCUUCUCUGAGGCGAAGCUGAUCCGGUACGCGAGUGCGAUUGAGGAUCUGCAGAUGCGGUCUGGCACAAUCUACCGGCGAUCGCUGCCCAGAUGGCGCGGCUAUCUGGAGCGUAAUCUUCCGGUAAUCAAUGCGUAG
Rasamsonia emersonii CBS 393.64 is the source of this 1809-nucleotide messenger RNA. RefSeq names its product Amidase. The transcript has 3 exons. Bases 1 to 1809 code for a protein of 602 amino acids. NCBI's taxonomy places the organism in Eukaryota, Fungi, Ascomycota, Eurotiomycetes, Eurotiales, Trichocomaceae. The record is from RefSeq and is a predicted model, not a curated record.